AUGGCAGCAAGCUUGCAGGGACACCAGGUCCAUCCUAAUGGACGAACGUGGAAGACUCAUUUUCCUAAAGGGGAUCUCUGGGUAUUUGGAUACGGGAGCUUAAUUUGGAAGCCACCCCCACACUACGGUAAGAUCAUGAUCUCUACACUUGAAUCGGGGUUGAAUCCCAAGAAUAAACCGGAAAGCAACUUGAAUUUCCCCGGGAACCCAAAAACAGCAAUCACCACCCGGAACAAGCCAGCUGACAAUAGCCGUGGCGUUUUUAAUCAGGCUAGUACCGAUCACCGCGGAACUCCCGAGCAACCAGGUCGAGUAGUCACGGUUAUUGAGCGGGAGUUUUGGAAAACGCUAGAUGAUCCGCUCGCAAAAACCGAAUCCGAAUCAGCAUCCACAAAGGUAUGGGGCGCAGCAUAUCAUAUCCCCGCUUCGCAUGCAGAAGAAGUACAUGAUUACCUCGACGAGCGAGAAGUAGACGGAUACAGUGCCCAUUUCACACCCUUUUACCCCGUCUCAGCAUCUGGAUCUGAAUCUGGACCAGAAACCAUCACAGACCUUUCUGUCUCUGCUCAAUCAUCAACUUGCAUGGUGUAUAUUGGACAGCCUAGCAAUCCGCAAUUCCUGCGUGAAUAUGCUCGUCGCGAGCCGCAGGAUGUGGCGCAGGUAAUCAGUGCGGGGCAUGGAGCUAGCGGGAAGAACACGGAGUAUCUUUUCUUAUUGGAGAAGGCGCUUGAGGGGAUUGGGCUUGGGAGUGCGGAUGUGCAUGUUACGGAUCUUGUGAGGAGGGUCAAGGGGAUUGAGGCUAGGAGUUUAGCUGAGAGGGAGGAGGAGGAGGCGGAGAGGGAGGUUGAGAGGAAUUUGGCUGGGGAGCCUGAGGGGGAGAGAAGGGGGUCUAUUGAGUAG
This is a messenger RNA of Penicillium angulare, 900 nucleotides long. RefSeq names its product gamma-glutamylcyclotransferase. Gene Ontology annotation, molecular function: gamma-glutamylcyclotransferase activity; glutathione specific gamma-glutamylcyclotransferase activity. Lineage: Eukaryota; Fungi; Ascomycota; Eurotiomycetes; Eurotiales; Aspergillaceae. Gene Ontology annotation, cellular component: cytoplasm. Gene Ontology annotation, biological process: glutathione catabolic process. The record is from RefSeq and is a predicted model, not a curated record. The coding region runs from base 1 to 900 and encodes 299 amino acids. The transcript is spliced from 5 exons.